ACACAUCCUUAAGGAUACUCAGAUAGCCAACAUGAUCUCAAAGGUCGCUCUCGUCGUUUUCGGCCUCGUGGCCCUGGUAGCUGCUGACAGCAGGGAAUCCUUUGAAUACGCCCCCAGAAGGGGAUCCUCCGAGGAGUCCUACGAAUCCAGCGAGGCCCAUUACAGCUUCAACUGGGCCGUCGACCACGACCCUUCCAGCAACGAAUUCGGACACCAGGAAACCCGUGACGGAGACGACACUCAGGGAUCUUACUACGUUGAGCUCCCCGACGGUCGUCUGCAGACUGUCAAGUAUUUCGUCGACGGAGACUCAGGCUACGUGGCUGAGGUCAACUACGAAGGAAGCGCCUCAGCCGAGUCAGGCUCCGCUGAGUCCUUCGAAAGGCCUAGAUACCGCUACGACUCCAACGAGUCUAAGUAAAGUGAUUAUUCACGACGGAUUCCAUGCCACCGAGGAGAGAUUGUAUUUAUUGUCUAUUUAAGCUUAUUAUAUCAAUAAAACUAUUCAUGCUCUGAUA
Macrobrachium nipponense is the source of this 518-nucleotide messenger RNA. RefSeq names its product pro-resilin-like. The transcript is spliced from 3 exons. The coding region runs from base 32 to 421 and encodes 129 amino acids. The record is from RefSeq and is a predicted model, not a curated record. Gene Ontology annotation, cellular component: extracellular matrix. Lineage: Eukaryota; Metazoa; Arthropoda; Malacostraca; Decapoda; Palaemonidae.